GGUGAUAUUAGUGAUUACUCACAUGUUUUUAUAAUACCAUCGUGGUCUCGAAGUUGAAAAGCUAUUUCAUGUUUCAACCGUAAUCUCGGAGAGGUAGACGUAGGAUUCCCCAAAUGGCCUCCCAAUCUCUCCUGAAUCUGGGGACGAAGAUCGUCGCUGUCGGCCGCAACUAUGCCGCCCACGCCAAGGAGCUCGGCAACGCUGUUCCCAAGGAGCCGGUGCUGUUUUUGAAGCCGACCUCGUCUUAUCUCCAGAACGGAGGUACCAUCGAGGUCCCUACCCCUUUGGAGUCGCUCGAUCACGAGGUCGAGCUCGCCGUUGUCAUCAGUCAGAAGGCUCGCGAUGUUUCCGAAACUGGGGCCAUGGAUUUUGUUGGAGGUUAUGCUCUUGCAUUGGAUAUGACCGCAAGGGAGAUUCAAUCUUCUGCAAAGUCUGCAGGCCUUCCUUGGACGGUAGCUAAAGGGCAGGACACAUUCACCCCAAUAAGCGCUGUUCUACCAAAAUCUAUGAUCAUGGACCCUGACAAUCUGGAACUGUGGUUGAAGGUGGAUGAUGAAAUCAGGCAAAAAGGCUCAACAAGGGAUAUGAUAUUUAAGAUUCCUUUCCUGAUCAGUCAUAUAAGUUCUAUCAUGACUCUGAUGGAAGGAGAUGUUAUAUUAACUGGUACGCCUCCAGGUGUAGGGCCGGUGAAGAUUGGACAAAAGAUCACAGCAGGCAUUACAGGUUUUAUCGAUGCCCACUUUGAUGUUCAGAGGCGACAAAAGCUUGUCAUUUAGAAGCUGAAAACCUGCUAUUUAACCACCACCUGCUUCCUUUACCUGUUACACAUAACCUGUAAUUGCGUCGGUGAGAUUUGUUGUCCAUUAUGAAGUGGAUUUUCGUUUGGGACGUAUU
This is a messenger RNA of Dendrobium catenatum, 894 nucleotides long. RefSeq names its product probable acylpyruvase FAHD1, mitochondrial. The transcript is spliced from 7 exons. Gene Ontology annotation, molecular function: acetylpyruvate hydrolase activity. Gene Ontology annotation, cellular component: mitochondrion. The record is from RefSeq and is a predicted model, not a curated record. Bases 114 to 776 code for a protein of 220 amino acids. NCBI's taxonomy places the organism in Eukaryota, Viridiplantae, Streptophyta, Magnoliopsida, Asparagales, Orchidaceae.